Molecule: messenger RNA, 2166 nt
Organism: Insectozyma verbasci
Lineage: Eukaryota; Fungi; Ascomycota; Pichiomycetes; Serinales; Debaryomycetaceae
Source: the annotation of a GenBank genome assembly
AUGGUUUAUUAUUCAGAUAGUAUUGGUUUAGAUAAAACCGAUAUUAAUAAAUGGAGAUUAAAAACUGAUUCUAUUGGUAGAGAAACUUGGCAUUAUGAUGAUGAAGAAGAAAAAGAAGAAGGAGAACAAUCUACUUUUGUAAAAUGGUUAUUAAAUUCACCAGAUUUCCCAACUCCAAAACCAACGGAAAUUAAAACACCUGGCGAAUCUUUAGAAAAAGGAGCUGAUUUCCUAAAAUUACUUCAAUUAGAUAAUGGUAUUUUUCCAUGUCAAUAUAAAGGUCCAAUGUUUAUGACUAUUGGUUAUGUUGCUGCUCAUUAUUAUUCAAAGCAAGAAAUUCCGCAACCUUUUAGAAUUGAAAUGAUUAGAUAUAUUGUAAACACUGCACAUCCUGUUGAUGGUGGUUGGGGUUUACAUUCAGUUGAUAAAUCAACUUGUUUUGGUACUACUAUGAAUUAUGUUUGUUUAAGAUUAUUAGGAAUGUCGAAAGAUCAUCUAGUUUUAAAAAAAGCUAGAAAAACUUUACAUCGUUUAGGUGGAGCUAUUAAAAAUCCUCAUUGGGGUAAAGCUUGGUUAGCUAUUUUAAAUUUAUAUGAAUGGGAAGGUGUAAAUCCAGCUCCACCUGAAUUAUGGACUUUACCUUAUGAUUUACCUAUUCAUCCUGGUAGAUGGUGGGUUCAUACAAGAGCUAUUUACUUACCGUUAGGUUAUGUGCUGGCUAAUCAAGUUAAAUGUGAAUUAGAUCCUUUAUUAGAAGAAAUUAGAUCUGAAAUAUAUCUUGAAAGUCAAUUAUACGAAACAAUUAAUUUUUCAAAACAUAGAAAUGAUGUUUGUGGAGUAGAUUUAUAUUAUCCACAUACAAAAGUUUUAGAUUUUGCUAAUGGUGUUUUAAGUGUUUGGGAAAAAUCAAGACCAAGCUUUAUAUUAAACUUAUUAAAUCGAAAAGUUGUUGAACAAAUUGAAAAAGAAUUACAAAAUACAGAAUAUUUAUGUAUUGCACCAGUUAGUUUUGCAUUUAACAUGGUUGUUAUUAAUCAUGCUCAAGGUGGCGAAUCUGAAAACUUUAAAAAGAUGAUGGAUAGAGCUAAUGAUGUUGUAUUCCAUGGUCCUCAAGGUAUGACAGUUAUGGGUACAAAUGGUGUUCAAGUUUGGGAUGCUGCUUUUGCAGUUCAAUAUUUCUUCAUGGCUGGAUUAGUUGAUGAUGAAAAAUAUCAUGAUUUAAUUAGAAAAAGUUAUUUAUUUUUAGUUAGAUCUCAAUUUACAGAAGAUUGUGUUGAAGGUAGUUUUAGAGAUAAAAGAAAAGGUGCAUGGCCAUUUAGUACCAAAUCUCAAGGUUAUACGGUUAGUGAUUGUACUUCAGAAGCAUUAAAGGCUAUAAUUAUGGUUCAAAAUCAUCCAGCUUUUCAAGAUAUUAGAGAUAAAAUUAAAGAUGAAAAUUUAUAUCAAGCUAUUGAAUGUUUGAUACCUAUUCAAAAUGAUGAAGGUGCUUUUUCAUCAUAUGAGAAAAGAAGAUCCACUCCAUUGUUAGAAAAAUUAAAUCCAGCUGAGGUGUUUAAUAAUAUUAUGGUGGAAUAUCCAUAUGUUGAAUGUACGGACUCAUCAGUUUUAGGAUUAACGUACUUUCACAAAUAUUAUCCAGAUUAUAAACCUGAUUUAAUUAAAAGUGUCAUAGAUAAUGCUAUAGAUUAUAUUAUCAAAGAUCAAGGUGAAGAUGGUUCAUGGUAUGGAUGUUGGGGUAUUUGUUAUACUUAUGCAUCUAUGUUUGCAUUAGAAGCUUUAAAUUCGGUUGGAUUAAAUUAUGAAAAUUCAUCUUGUGUUAAAAAAGGUUGUGAUUUCUUAGUUUCAAAACAGUUAUCAGAUGGUGGUUGGUCAGAAUCUAUGAAAUCUUGUGAAACACAUACGUAUGUAAAUGGUAAAACAACGUUAGUUGUUCAGUCUGCCUGGGCAGUAAUUGGAUUAAUAUUGGCUGAUUAUCCUGAUGUUGAAGUAAUCAAAAGAGGUAUUAAAUUCUUGAUGAAUAGACAAUUACCUACUGGUGAAUGGAAAUUCGAAGAUAUAGAAGGUGUUUUCAAUCAUAGCUGUGCUAUUGAAUAUCCUUCAUAUAGAUUUUUAUUCCCGAUUAAAGCAUUAGGUUUAUAUAGACAAAAAUAUGGUGAUUAUAUAUAA